Molecule: messenger RNA, 447 nt
Organism: Microthlaspi erraticum
Lineage: Eukaryota; Viridiplantae; Streptophyta; Magnoliopsida; Brassicales; Brassicaceae
Source: the annotation of a GenBank genome assembly
AUGAGCACUGCGGAGAUGCAUGGCGAUCUGCCCUCGCGUGAUUCCCCACAUUCUUCCCGAUCUCGUCGUCGCAGACAGGAGUAUCGUCUCGGCGAGGGAAGACUCGUGAUAGCAUCUUGGUGCUUUAUGCGUGGAUUUUCCGGGCGGAGGGAUGAUGACCUUUUCUUGUUUCUCAACUACGGGAUAUCUUCCUCGAGGCGAUGUAAUUUUCAGCGCGAAGGAAGACAUCCUUCAGGUUCGGAAGGAUCGAAUGUAGAAGUCUUCACGAAACUUAGACCGGUACCAGAGCCCGUUUGGAGGGCUUGGAUGAGCGCUGUUCUGCGAUCGGGGGCUCACCCGGGGUCUCGUCAAGGUCGAGAGCGUGCUUUUGAAUCUGUCGAGGUAGCUUUGCAGUGGUUCGUCCUCGAGUUGUAUUUUCGAACAGAUUGGAGAGCUUUUUGGUGUUAA